AAUGGGUGAAAACGUGGAAAAUACACCCGGGCGGCAGGCAAUUGCCGUGAUGAAAGACAUCCAGAAGGAAAUUAUUUUCAAAAAACCGGUGGGAACGCCUCGGAAACGAGUCAAAGAGAAGGUUUUAGAUGAAGACACUUAUGUGGAGCACAUUGGUAAGAUUAUCCAACGCGACUUUUUCCCCGAUCUUGAAAAACUCAAAGCCCAGAACGAAUAUUUGGAAGCCGUCGAGAGAAACGAUGUGACCAAAAUGAGGCAACUUUAUAUGAAAUAUAGCGGGAAUAAACCGCCAACACAGAGGAUACCAAGCCCUGCGACUUUUGAGACACCUGUCCACAAUUCGUUUGAGACUGAAGCCCCGCCAAAGCCACCCCCUGAGAAAAGCGAACCGAAAUUGAGUUUGGAUCAGUUUUUGAAUUCGCACACGUCUGAGGACAAUCGAAGUUUUAGUGAGAUUUUGGCCGAAUCUGAGAAAAAGCACCAGGAGAAGUAUUCGUUUUUAUACAAGGAGGAGGGUAACAGUGAGAAGGAGCGACAGGAACAGUUGGUUUUGCCCUCAAUUGUGAAACAGGGGGAAUUACCGGAGAAAAAACUAAACGUGGACACUUGGAGCUACAAAAAUAAAAACUACAUAAUGUACAUUCCUGAUGGGGUUCCCCUGACACAAGAAGAAGAAAUGGAAUUGAACAAAAACCGGCAAGAAGUCGUCCACUGUAACACCCGCCUCACCAUCAACCCUUUCAACGAAAUCCAAAGCAAGGAGGCUAUCACCGAACUGGUCAAAAACCAGGCGAAAAUCCACGACGGUAAAAUCGGCGUUGACGGCAAAGAACUGAUGAAAGACAGCCCCCAGAUCAGGGGCUUCUCCUUCGUGAAGACCCCCUCGCCCCACCCGAACCUCACCGACACCCCCUUGAUGACGUGGGGCGAAAUCGAGGGAACCCCCUUUCGACUGAACGGCAGCGAUACGCCCCUGCCCCAUUCGCAAGGCCCCUCGUUUAAAAUGUCGGAGCAACUGAAAUCUGGACAGUGUCGUUAAGGAAAAAAUAUUAGAUUAUUUAUUACUGAUAUUAAGUGUUAUGUGCUCAACAAAAAUUUUGUUGGCCUACCUACAUGCCCACCCAAAAAUUAGGAGCUAGUUUCGCCACUAACUUAAGUAUAGCAAAAGCUGAUAAAAACUUCCUUAAAAUCACUCAACUAAUUCAAAAACACAGUGAAAAACAUAGCUUUCCAUUAAAAAAAAGGAAAAAAAGAAAAAGUUUUUUUAAAGCUUUUAUUUAAAAUACGCACUAAACAAAUAAUGUUUUUCUGUCAGACAAGAAUAUUUUUGCUUACAAAUUAGGAUUUUAAAAUUUAUUAAAGUGCUCAAAUUAAGAAAGUAAUUCUGUAAUGCCGUAUUGUUAUGACUUAUGACCGUUCUCAAAACUUUUUUAAAUUUUAUAUUCCCAACUUGUUGGCAAAAAUAUUCUCAUCUGGUAGAAAAACAUUAUUUUUUACUGGUUAGUGCAUCUUUUAAAUAAAAGUUUUUUCCUAAAAAACAUUUUUUUCAUUUUUUGUAUUUAGUUUACUUAUUUUAAACAUCUUUUUCUAUGAGAUUUAGUUUCGCCGUAUUAUUGUAACACCAUUAUUUUGCUGUUUUGUGCAAAUUUGUUUAGUGGUAUGUGAAAGAAAACAGCUGUUAUCAUUAAAAGAACAUCCUAACCUCUGUUCUGUGGCUAUACUCUAUGGUCCAAGAUAAAUGAAUUUAAAAAAAUAGCGACAUUUGUUUGUAACGAAAAUUAUUAGGUAAUAAUAUAUUUUCCAAUAACCAACAUACCGUUAAUGUUGGUAUAAGUUAGGGUAUGUACACAUCAAAGUUUGUAAAUAUAACCUAAAACUUCAAAA
Messenger RNA from Tribolium castaneum (red flour beetle), 1884 nucleotides. Its product is annotated as splicing factor ESS-2 homolog. The record is from RefSeq and is a predicted model, not a curated record. Lineage: Eukaryota; Metazoa; Arthropoda; Insecta; Coleoptera; Tenebrionidae. Bases 2 to 1039 code for a protein of 345 amino acids. The transcript has 3 exons. Gene Ontology annotation, cellular component: catalytic step 2 spliceosome.